Messenger RNA from Magallana angulata, 6469 nucleotides. RefSeq names its product multidrug resistance-associated protein 1-like. Gene Ontology annotation, biological process: transmembrane transport. The record is from RefSeq and is a predicted model, not a curated record. NCBI's taxonomy places the organism in Eukaryota, Metazoa, Mollusca, Bivalvia, Ostreida, Ostreidae. Gene Ontology annotation, molecular function: ABC-type transporter activity; ATP hydrolysis activity; ATP binding. The transcript is spliced from 31 exons. Gene Ontology annotation, cellular component: membrane. The coding region runs from base 161 to 4906 and encodes 1581 amino acids.
AUUAUUUAAUCAUAUUUAAUCACAAUAAAUAAUUAUUGUAUCGAUAUAUAGCCGCAUUUGCCGUGGGACUUACGUGGGACUUGUUUUCUCCGUUGGACUUGUUUUAGUAUCACCCUGAUCAUCACCUUCCUUUUAGAAUCACCCGGAGACGCGUGCCAGGAUGUUUUAUAGGCCUAACGACGAAUACUUUUGUGAUGGCGCAUUUUGGGAUAACAAUCAAACCUGGUAUACAGAAGAUCCCGAUUUCACCAAUUGUUUUCAAAAAACUGUUCUGCUGUGGAUUCCCUGUGCAUACUUGAUUGUGUUUUCUCCAUUUAGAGUGUACAAACUGUCUAAAUGUCAUAAAACACCUUUGAAUUUUUCAAGGUUGAAUGGAAUUAAAUCAGCACUUGCAGGAUGGAUAGCUUUUCUUGCUGUUUUGGAAAUUGGAAGAAGUGUUUAUUUUUUGGGAACUGGUGUGAUAGUUCCAAUAGUAGACUUUGUAUCUCCACUGAUAUUGUCUCUGACAAUGGUCACUUGCAUUGUUUUGCUACAGUAUGAAAGAAGAAAAGGGGUUUAUACCUCAGGAUUUUUGCUCAUCUUCUGGCUUUUAUUAUCAGUUGCUGGAGUAAUGCUAUUUCAAUCUAAAGUCAGGACAGCUAUUAGAAUGGGAAUAGAUGACUUGAUGGCAUUUACAACAUUUAGCCUGUGUUUCCCUGCUGUUUUAUUGGGGUUUAUACUCUCUGCACUUGUUGAUGGAAGGCAAAUUGAAGAUUACAAUCAUGACAAGCACAGAAGUCCAGAAAUGAUGUCAUCUAUUUUAUCCAGGUUAACUUUCUGGUGGUUUACAAGAAUGGUUAUUAAAGGAUUUAAACAUUCCCUUGUAUUGGAUGAUUUGUGGUAUCUCAAUCAGAAGGAUUCAUGUGCUGCAGUUGUGCCGCAUUUAGAAAAGCAUUGGAAGAAAGAACUUGAAAGAAGGAAAAGUAAACAACGAAAAGUCCAUAUCUCAGAGUUGCCAUUAAAAGCGGAGGUAAUUGAAAUGGAGGCCUCUGAAGGGGAUAAAGGAGAGGUUAUAAUUGAAAGCUACAACCAUACAAAGACUCCAGGAAGGUUGUUCCGUGCAAUGGUUUCAGCAUAUUUACCAUCUGUUUUAUUUACUGCUCUUCUUAAGCUGAUUUAUGAUGUGAUGCAGUUCAUAAGUCCAUUACUUUUAAAGCUGUUGAUUCAAUUCAUUGAAGAUAAAACAGAAUACAGUUGGCGGGGAAUGUUCUAUUCUGUGCUGAUGUUUAUUUUGGCUAUGAUUCAGUCAUUGAUAUUGCAUCAAUAUUUCCAAGGUUGUCAGUUACUUGGAAUGAGAAUCCGCACAUCAGUAACCUGCCUUAUAUACAGAAAAAUGUUGAUACUUUCCAACACAGCCAAAAGAUUAUCAACAGUGGGGGAAAUUGUGAAUCUAAUGUCAGUGGAUGCUCAGAGAUUCAUGGACCUUAUGACAUAUGUUCAUACAGUUUGGUCAGGUCCAUUGCAAAUUAUUGUAGCAUUGUAUUUUUUAUACAUGGAACUUGGUCCAAGUAUAUUUGCUGGAUUUGGAGUAAUGAUAGUUUUAAUACCAAUCAAUGCUUUGAUAGCAAAAAAGACAAGGGAUUUGCAGGUAAAACAAAUGAAUUUGAAAGAUAAAAGAAUAAAAAUGAUGAAUGAAGUACUAAAUGGGAUUAAGGUUUUAAAACUUUAUGCUUGGGAACCAUCAUUUGAAGAACAAAUUCUGGAUAUUAGAAAAAAAGAACUUAAAGUACUGAGAACAAUGGCUUUCCUAAAUGCCUUUGUCUCAUUUACUUGGACAACAGCACCAUUCUUAGUUUCAUUGGUUACAUUUGCUGUAUUUCUUUUGUCAAACACUAGAAAUAUUUUGGAUGCAGAGAAAGCAUUUGUUUCCUUAUCACUAUUUAAUAUACUGCGGUUCCCAAUGUCUAUGCUUCCACAAGUUAUUUCUAACAUUGUACAGACCUCGGUAUCUCUGAAUCGUCUGCAGAAGUUUUUGAACAGUUGGGAACUGGAUGAAGGUGCAGUAAUUAAAGAAGAAAAUGGCAAGUAUGCGGUAAUGAUUGAAAAUGGCACAUUCAGUUGGGAAAAAAGCUGUGAGUCUUCAAUUACAUUAAAGAGAAUCAAUAUAUGUAUCCCUGAAGGCAGCCUAGCUGCAGUUGUGGGACCUGUUGGCUCUGGUAAAUCUUCAUUCCUGUCAGCAUUAUUAGGAGAAAUGGAAAAAAUUCAUGGAAAAGUUGCUGUCAAGGGCUCUCUGGCAUAUGUUCCCCAGCAAGCAUGGAUUCAAAAUUUAACUCUCAGAGAAAAUAUUCUUUUUGGAAAAAACUUUUCUGAGCAAGAAUAUUCCAAAGUAUUACAAAGUUGUGCAUUGCAGUCCGACUUAGAAGUUUUGCCAGCUGGAGACCUGACUGAAAUUGGUGAAAAGGGCAUAAAUCUUAGUGGUGGUCAAAAACAAAGAGUCAGCCUGGCUCGAGCAGUUUAUCAGAAUGCUGAUGUAUAUCUGUUAGAUGACCCACUUAGUGCUGUUGAUGCCAAUGUGGGCAAACACAUCUUUGAAAAAGUUGUAGGACCAAAUGGAAUUCUCAACCACAAGACACGCAUUCUUGUGACACAUGGAUUAACUUGUCUUCCUCAAGUAGAUGUUAUAAUUGUUUUAAAAGAAGGAGAGAUUGUCGAAGUUGGGUCUUUUGAAGAACUAAUAGGUCAUGCUGGGUCUUUUGCGGAAUACAUGAAAACCUAUCUAUCAGAAAAACUUCAAAAUGAUAAAAUAGGAACUUUGAAAGAUGAUAAGUUGAGUGAAGACAUGGUAUCUAUUUUUGGGUCAGUAUUGAAUGAAGAAGAGAGGACACUUCUAGAAAGACAGUUAUCAGAAAGCGUAGAUAAGUCUGUGCAUACUGGAGAAGUAUUAACGGUCCCAGAGUUUAAAAAUUCCAACUCAGAUGAUUCACAGUGCUUACCGGAAUUGGAAGAUAUUCAGAAAACAUCAUAUAUUGUUGGCCAUGAGACAGACAAACUUGUUGAGAAAAUUACACAGCCAGAACAAGGAUUGAAGCUUAUAUUGGAUGAAAAGGUUGAGCAUGGCAUGGUGAAGUUUGCAGUGUUUUGGACAUACUUGAAGUCAGUAGGAGUUGUUUUGAGCAUGAUGACUGUAAUUCUUUUUGUGUUCUUCAAUGGUAUCAGCAUUUAUUCCCAUAUUUGGCUCAGUGAGUGGAGUAGUGAUCUACCAAUAUAUAGAAAUGGAACCAAUGGCACAAUUUUCAAAGAAGUAGACAUACCCCAAAGAAAUAUGCGAUUGUUGGUUUAUGGUGCAUUAGGACUUUUGCAAGGUGUCCUAGCAGCUGUCGUGGCUUUGUCAGUGGCAUUUGGUGGUAUAAUGGCUUCAGACACUUUAUUUGUUGGAUUGUUGACGAAUCUUGUACAUUUACCAAUGCAAGUUUACCAACAGCACUCUAUGGGACAGUUUAUAAAUCGCUACUCAUCUGAUAUAGCAGAAAUUGACUUUGUGAUGCCCUACUCUGUUAGAUCGAUGGCAAACAUCAUACUUCAACUUUUAUCAGUUGUUGUAAUAAUUGUGUAUGCAGCACCAGUAUUGGCAAUUAUUGUCCCUGUGUUGGCCAUAUUGUACUAUGCCAUUGAGAGAUUUUAUGUUGCAACAUCAAGACAACUAAAGAGAUUAGAAUCAACUCUCAGAUCACCAAUAUAUUCCCACUUUGGAGAGUCAAUAAAUGGAGUGGCAACCAUUAGGGCCUUUGGACAACAAAACGUAUUCAUACAAAGUUCUGAAAAUAAAGUAGAUGAAAACAAUAGAUGUUAUUACCCUUCCAUUGUUGCAAACAGAUGGCUGGCAGUUCGUCUAGAAUUUGUCGGCAAUAGCGUUGUCUUCUUCGCUUGUUUAUUUGCUGUUUUUGGAAGAGCUACGUUGACAGGUGGAACAGUUGGAUUAUCAGUGACAUAUGCUUUGAAUGUCACACAGACACUCAACUGGCUUGUCAGAAUGACCACGGAACUAGAGACUAAUAUUAUUGCUGUCGAAAGAGUUAAAGAAUAUUCAGAGAUUCCAAGAGAGGCACCUUUAAUAAUAGCAGAGACCACACCAGAAAAAACAUGGCCUCAAAAAGGAGAAAUUGUUUUCAGUAACUAUUGUGUAAGGUACAGAAAUGGUUUGGAUUUGGUUUUGAAAGAUAUCACUUGCAGAAUUCAACCCUCUGAAAAGAUUGGUAUUGUUGGAAGAACUGGAGCUGGAAAAUCUUCAUUACUGCUUGGAUUAUUCAGAAUAAUAGAGAGUGCAAGUGGCAACAUUUAUAUUGAUGGGGUAGACAUAUCCAAAUUGGGACUACAUCAUUUGAGGUCCAAACUCACUAUUAUACCCCAGGAACCUGUUCUUUUCUCUGGAACCUUAAGAAUGAAUUUGGAUCCUUUUGAUGUUCAUUUAGACACCACUAUUUGGAGAGCGCUCGAGCAUGCACAUCUGAAGUCAUUUGUUGAAUCUUUGCCAAAAAAAUUAUAUCACAACUGUACUGAGGGUGGAGAAAAUCUGAGUGUUGGUCAAAGACAACUUAUAUGUUUGGCAAGAGCACUUUUGAGGAAAACCCAAAUUCUUAUACUUGAUGAAGCAACAGCAGCAGUUGAUAUGGAAACAGACAAAUUGAUUCAAGAAACAAUCUGGCAAGAAUUCGAAUCGUGCACAAUUCUUACCAUUGCACAUCGUUUAAACACAGUCUUGAACAGUAACAGCUCACCGAGACGAAGUCAAGGAGAGCUUAUGCUAUACCCUCGGCGUCGGCGUCGGCGGUGGCGUCGGCGUCGGCGUCCGGACCUGGUUAAAGUUUUUGUUGCAGGUCCUGUAUCUAAGCUAUUACUUGUCCUAUCUUCACCAAACUUGCAUGGGUGAUGCAUCUGGACCUACUUAUGGACUUGAAAGACUUGGAUGCUGAAUCUGGGUCCUAAAUUUCAGAUGCUGGAGGAGGUUAAGGUUGUUGGACCAGGUUAAAGUUUUUGUUGCAGGUGCCCUUUUAUAGCAAUAUCUUAGUUACUGUUGGUCCGUACAUCACCAAACUUGCAUGGAUGGUGUGCCUUAUGAUACUGAUGCACCAGACAGGCUUGAGUGCUGAAUCUGAGCUAUUGGUUUCGGAUGCUGGAGGAGGUUAAGGUUUUUGGAGCAGGUUAAAGUUUUUGUUGUGGGUGCCCAUUGAUAGCAAUAUCUAAGUUACUACUGGUCCUAACUUCACCAAACUUGUAUGGAUGAUGCAUCUUAUGAUACUGAUGCACCUGACAAGCUUGAAUGCUGAAUCUGAGCAAUAGGUUUCGAAUGCUGGAAGAGGUUAAGGUUUUUAGAGCUGGUUAAAGUUUUUGUUGCAGGUGCCCUCUGAUGAUUAUAUCUUAGUUACUACUGGUCCUUACUUCACCAAACUUGUAUGGAUGGUGCGUCUUAUGAUACUGAUGCACCUGACAAGCUUGAAUGCUGAAUCUGAGCAAUAGGUUUCGGAUGCUGGAGGAGGUUAAGGUUUUAAGAGCUGGUUAAAUAAAGUUUUUGAAACAGGUGCCCUCUGAUGAUGAUAUCUUAGUUAUUACUUGUCCUUACUUCACCAGACUUCCAUGGAUGGUGUGUCUUAUGAUACUGAUGCACCUGACAGGCUUGAAUGCUGAGUCUGGUUUCGGAUGCUGGAUAAAGUUAAGUUUUUAGGAACAUGUCACAUGUUUAAUAGAUGAUAGUACUAUAUCAAACUUGCAUAGUUGAUUUAACUGUAAUAUGAAUGAAUCGCAGAGGUAGCUUCAGAUGCAGAGCUUGAUCUCCAUUAUCAAGGAUGCUUAAAAAAUAAAUCUUAGUUAUUACAGGUCCUAACUUCACCAAACUUGAAUGGAUGGUGUGUCUUAUGAUACAGAUGCACCUGACAGGCAUGGAUGCUGAAUCUGAGCCAUAGGUUGCGGAUGCUGGAGGAAGUUAAGGUUUUAAUUGCUAGUGCCCUCUGAUGAUGAUAUCUUAGUUAUUACUGGUCCAAGCUUCACCAAACUUGCAUGGAUGAUGCGUGUUAUGAUACCAAUGCACCUGAUGGGCUUGAAUGCUGAAUCUGAGCCAUAGGUUUCGGAUGCUGGAUGAGGUUUAGUUUUUUGGAACAGGUCACAUGUUUUAUAGAUGAUAGCUUGCAUAGUUGAUUUAACUUUAUUAUAAAUUAAAUGCAGAGGUUGCUUUAUAUGCAGAGCCUGAUCUCCAUUAUCAAGGAUGCUAAAGAAAUCUCCUACCUCACUCAAACCAGCUCGAUAGAUAGAUGUGUUUGUUGAUAAAUGAUAUAACAUGAUUCCUAUGAUAUAGAAUUGUAUGAUAUGAAACAAUAUUGUUUGAUAUGAUACAAUAUGAUAUCAUAUGUUAUAUUAUAAAAAGUUAUACCAUACGAUAUGAUAUUGUAUCAAUUUUUUGGAUAUUUUAUGAUAUGAUAUUGUAUCAUGAUACUGUUAU